UAAACGAAGAAGAAGAAGAAGAAGAAGGUGAAGAUGAUGUUGUUGAUACCGGAAGUGAACGUUUUUGGCCUAAAACGUCAUAUGUAAACGACGACCGUGAAUGUUCGGUUAUUUUGCUGCUUAUCUAGCUAGCUAGAUAGCUAACCAGCUUGUGAAUUUUGGGGAAAUGGCUGAAUCGUUUGAAGAACGUCUCGUAAAAGCUGUCAAAGAGCAUACACACUUGUAUGAUACCUCAAUGCGUUUACAUUUCGACAAAGAGGCUCUCGAACACAGUUGGCGCGAAAUUGCUACAUAUUUAAACUCCGAUCCAGAUACUUGCAGGAAGAAAUGGAGACUUGCGAGGGACCGUCAUGUGAGAGCACUGAAAAAGUCUAAGGAUAUGCCAGAGGGUGUACCGAGGCCUGGAAGCCUGAGUUGGCUCACCGUUUUUAUAAAACAUCGGCAAACCAACCCAAACUUUCCUGAGGUAGCUAGUUAGCGAAGAUACAUAAAAUGUGUGGUUACAGUAACUUACCUAGUUGCCAGACCUGUGCUAUUCACAGCCAGCUAGACACUGCUAGCAUGACUAGUUAUGUGUGUAAUACCAUAGACUUAUAGACCGGUAAUUAUCGGUAUUAUCAAAGAAGAUUAUCUAAUAGUUCGACUGAAGAAACCACUAUUUGUGGCACUGGGUUCGCAGUUCAAAUGAGUGCAAUAUCAACACCAGCAGCAGAGGACGCACAUACAUCAAUCUCAGCAGACAGAGUUGAGAGUCCUAAUGACAACCUGGAUCAGACUCCUUUGUUUUCAGACCAGGCAGGUCCACUGUUCCCUUUAUCUUCUUUCCGUCUCCUGGUUCCACCUCUACGACUGAUGUCAGCUUUCAUGUGGCAAGUGGCUCAAGAGCGUAAUGUGAUGCACUAUGGGAAGCUGGAGGAGUUCGUGACUUUGGUGACAGAGAUGGUUCCAGAGCUGCUGAGCUCCAGGCAGAGGACCCAACUCAUCCUGGGACUGAGAGCAAGGAUGGUUUUAGAGUUGUUUCGUAAUGAAAACCCACCGGACCCCCAGACCAUCCAACUUCAUUUGGACAGAAUCAAAACUUCUUCAGUACAUGCUGUCAAUGAGGAUUCACAGAGUAGAAAUGAGUUGGAGGCUUCAGAGUCUAACUUUGUGGAGCUGGUCAAAACCCUGCUCGAAGACCCUUCUGAGAAGAAGCACUUCUUCCAGGUGGUGUUCCCAAUACGUUACGGCCCUCGGUAUGACACAGCACUGCAGAUACUGGUGUGGGAGUUUCUCUCCCGACUGGAGGAGCUGCUGCCUGUACCAGACCUCACAGAGACAGCAUCUUGUCUCAGCCUUGCCCCCUCUGACCUGGAGGAGUUCUGGCAUUCUGUUUCUGACCCCGAGCACCUGAAGACACUGCUGCAGCAUCAUAGACAUCUGGGUCACUUGAGCAAAAAUGAAUUCUCCAACCAGGUUGCAGACAACAUCUUGUCCACAUUGUCAAUUCCUCAAAUUCAUGGCCUCAAGUCAAGUCUUGAUGGACAUGAAGGCAUGAAAGGGAGCACAGAAGGGUGGAAGAUCAACAGUGAGGAAGACCAAGAGGAAGGAGGAGAGUUGCAUUUUGAAAAGAACUUGGAGGAUGAUGGAAGUGAGAGAAAUGAAGACACUGAGAGAGGAUUGAAGGAUGAGGAUGACGCAAACUGGACCUCCCCUCUGAGUGAACCAGAGGACUCGGCUGAACUGGAUAGUGGCAUGCCCUCCCAGGUCUUCUCCUGCCCCCAGUGCCCAUUCUCCCACAGGGAAAUGGUGGAUCUUCACCAGCACAUCAGGAAGGAACAUCUAACAGAGGAGGACAGCAGGAGCCUGGACUCUGGAGGAGUUGAGAACUCACUGCCAUCCAGUCAAACAGCCAAGAGCUCCUCAGCCAAGAGCUCCUCAGCCAAGAGAAUCAAUAAAAACACCUGCAAACAGUGUGGGAAGGGUUUCAGAUGCACAACUGACCUGAAACGACACCAAAGUGUUCACACCAGUGUGCAGCCGUUCCGUUGCAACCAGUGUGAGAAGAGAUUCAAAUCGGAGAGAUAUCUACAACUGCACAAGAAAAGUCACGACGUAGAACCGAUGCACAGGCCUAUUUGCCAACACUGUGGCAAGAGUUACACUAGUGCAGCAGUCCUCAAAAUACACAUACGCACCCACACCGGAGAGCGGCCUUACUCCUGCUCAGUCUGUGGGAAGAAGUUCAAUCAAAAGCACACAUUAGUUAGACACCUCCGGAUGCACAAAGGAGAGAGACCAUACCUGUGUAGCGUAUGCGGGAAGGCUUUCUUUGUUUCCGGGGAACUCUUAGUGCACAUGCGUUUUCACACAGGGGAACGACCUUACCGCUGUAAACCGUGUGGAAAGGCUUUCAGCACGUCAUGCGCUCUCACGUCGCAUAAGCGAUGGCACUCAAACGAGCGCCCGUUCACCUGCUCCCUGUGUUCAAAGGGCUUUGCGGAAACUGGUGGCCUUAAAAGACACAUGUUUAUUCAUACUGAGGAGAAGCCCCAUUACUGCCACACGUGUGGGAAAGGAUUUAGUCAGUUGAGCAACAUGAGAAUACAUUUGAAAACUCAUAAAAAAUAAUGUAAUCGGAUCUUUGUCAGACUAAAGGAAUUUUUACACUAGUAUAAUGUUUAUUUCUCCUUGAGCUCAUAAAGCCGAAAGUAAGGAAAACAUGAAAUUGUGUUAUCGGUAAUGUACAUCGUCCUGACAAAGUUUUCACCAUUUAUUGACUAAGUAGCCAUUCUGUUAAUUUCUCCUUGGUGAUGUGAUCGGUUGUUAAGGAACUUUGGCCACAGACUUCACGAUGAGGUUUUACUUAGUGCACUGCCAUCUGUACUGUACUCUGGUGAGCACAGUAGGGUUUACAUGAUGUAAGCAUGACACAUCGUUCGUGUAGGCCGUUCUGUACCUGAAGUAAUGGAGAAAAAAACGUUUUGACCGCAACUAUCAAGUUGUCCUUUAAUAAUAAUUCAUGUGUUUUAGGGCAAGCUCCUGAUGUAUGUUGGAACAGAGUCCUCCCUUUUCUCCUGCAUAGGUACCCGUUCACGUGUGCUUGUCUGAGGAAAUUUUAGGCGCCUGAUUCCCUUCUGGUUCAUGCUGGGCUGAAGUGCAAUUAGGUACACUUUGUUUUCCAUUGUAAUCAGAUCUGGGUUCAAAUACUAUUUCAAAUAUCUCAACUUUCACCUACGUUGUCCAAGUGAGUAUUCAGAUAUAUUUUAUUUCAAAAGACAAGUAGUUGAAUAUUUUAAUGUAUUUGAAAAUACUCAAAUACACUCCCAUGCAUUUGAAAAUAGUUUUUAAAAUAAGUGUUUGAAAAUACUCGUACUAUUUGGUUUUUACAAAUAGCCAUUCAAGUAGAAGGACUUGUUUUGGGCUUUGUAUUUGAAAAUACUCAAAUACACAGAAAAAUGUAUUUUAAAUACCAGAUAUCCAAAUACAUAUUUAAACCCAGGUCUGAUUGUAAUAAAUAAUCACUCAGUAAUCGUCUGGUGACUCAAUCAUUUGUAAAUUAACUAAUACUACAGCAUGUGUAUGAUAUAUGUAUAUUAUUAUGUACAUGAUGCUACAUUUAUUAUCCAUCAAACACUUUUUAUUAAGUGUGGGAAAGAAUUUACUCGGAUGAGCAACAUGAGAAUAUGUUUGAAAACUCGUAAGAAACUCAUUGGAUCUUUGUCAGACUAAAGUGAUUUUUACAUUCGUGUUAGGUGUUAGUAUUUCUCCUUGAGCUCAUUGUAUUAUAGGUCAUGUACAAUGAACAAAAAUAUAAACGCAACAAGUGUUGGUUUCAUGAGCUGAAAUAAAAGAUCCCAGAAAUCUUC
Molecule: messenger RNA, 3848 nt
Organism: Salmo salar (Atlantic salmon)
Lineage: Eukaryota; Metazoa; Chordata; Actinopteri; Salmoniformes; Salmonidae
Source: RefSeq, a predicted model, not a curated record